GAAGCAUUUUCAUGUGUUGAAGGCAACAUUUAUCUACGAAGGAAUCUAACUGCACCAGGAGGCUGUGCCAAUGGGGCAGAUUACAUCUAAACGUAAUGUACUGACCCAAGAUGUCCACUUCUCGACUAAUGAAGAAGGACCUCCCAGGUACUCGUCGCACCACUUUGACAGCGCUUUACAUCGGAAUAGUGACCUUCAAGUUCCUCCAACCAUUGUUGUCCCUGAUGAGGAGUCAAGUAUCUCAGAGCGCCACGGCUCGAGGACAGAGCUGCGUAGAUCCUCUGUAUAUAGCACUAUGGACCUGGCACCUCAGCUGGAACAUUACGCUAAUUCCCUUCCACAUCAGAUGAUAAGAAGCAGGCCGUCUCUUGAAACCCUCCGCAAGACAGUUGAAGUGGUGGAUAUGGGAACUAAUGGAACAGCCACCUCCUCAGACUCAAGCAGUCAACCAGCACCAGAUCUUAGAAAUGAAGGAUCCCAAGAUCCUCCAGAGAAAGCUCCGGUUAGAUUUGGUUGGAUCAUUGGAGUCAUGGUUCGUUGUAUGCUCAAUAUUUGGGGGGUCAUCUUGUUCAUCCGGCUGUCAUGGAUCACCUCUCAGGCAGGCAUUAUAUUGACGUGUGUCAUAAUUUUAAUGUCUGUGGUGGUGACAUCUGUGACUGCGUUAUCCAUUUCUGCCAUUGCUACCAACGGGAGGGUGGUCUCAGGUGGUGCAUAUUUUAUGAUCUCCAGAACUCUUGGUCCUGAAAUUGGAGGACCGAUUGGGAUGGUUUUCUCUUUUGCUAAUGCACUGGCGUGUGCACUCAAUACAGUUGGCUUUGCAGAGGUUGUUCGAGAUCUAAUGCUGGAGUUCAAUGUCAUCAUGGUUGAUUCAGUCAACGAUGUUCGUAUUGUGGGUGUGAUCACUAUAACCAUUCUUCUGCUCAUCUCAUUGGCUGGAAUGGAGUGGGAGACCAAGACCCAGAUUUUGUUCUUUCUUGUUCUUUUGAUCUCCUUUGCAAACUACUUUGUGGGUACACUAAUCCCCUCGAACAAUGAUAAACAAGCUGUUGGCGUCUUUGGAUACAGAGGUGAUAUAUUUGUAGAAAACCUAAUGCCAAACUGGAGAGGAUCCCAAGGAAGUUUUUUCCAAAUGUUUGCCAUUUUCUUUCCUGCUAAUAUCGGCAUUCUAUCUGGAGCCAACAUAUCUGGAGAUCUUAAAGACCCUGCUACUGCUAUACCCAAAGGCACCCUGAUGGCCAUUUUCUGGACAACACUCAGCUACUUGGGGAUAGCAGUAACUGUUGGAGCAUGUGUAGUACGGGAUGCUUCUGGGAAUACAAGUGACAUCCUGACUGGUAACAACACUGAUGGUUGUGUGGGACUGGCAUGUAAUAUGGGCUGGAACUUCACAAACUGCAUCCAGUCCCAGUCCUGUGAAUAUGGGCUCGCCAACAGUGUGAAGGUACUGGGGCAAGUUUCUGGUUUCUACUACCUCAUCACAGCUGGAGUCUUUGCAGCCAGCUUGUCCUCUGCUCUUGGAUUCCUAAUCUCUGCACCAAAGGUUUUUCAGUGUCUGUGCAAGGACAAAAUAUACCCAUACAUUAUAUUCUUCGCAAAAGGGUAUGGGAAAAAUAAAGAGCCCCUCAGAGCAUAUAUUCUCUGCUACCUCAUUGCUGUGGCCUUCAUUCUCAUUGCGGAGUUGAACACCAUUGCAGCACUAAUCUCCAACUUCUUCUUGUGCUCCUAUUGCCUUAUAAACUUCAGUUGCUUUCAUGCUUCUAUUACAAAUUCCCCCGUUUGUUAUUUUUUCUCCAGUGACACAUUUGACUCCAACUACUGCUUGUGCAUCUUGAGGAUGAUGGAUGGACUGGAUAUCUCUUUUGAUUUAGAAUAUGAAGGAAAUCAAAGUUUUGAGCCUCAAGAAACGGUGGAAAACCAGGACGAGCAAACCAUUGAUGAAGACGGAGCCGAUGAUGUGUUUGAUGAAGGGGACAGUGAUCAGAUCAAGACAGUGUUUCAAAAUGACCAGGGCAAGAAAACCAUUGACGUCUAUUGGAUCGCAGAUGAUGGAGGUUUGACAUUGCUGGUCCCUUACCUGUUCACCAGGAGAAAAUGCUGGCACAGAUGUAAAGUCAGGGUAUUCAUUGUGGGAGAUGAGCAGAACAUGGAGGAGGGCCGCAAUGAGAUGAUUGCUCUGCUGAAAAGGUUCCGUCUGGAUGUCAGUGAUGUUAUUGUCAUGACAGAUGUUGAGAAAUGCCCUCAGUCCAAGAGCCUGAGCAGGUUUGUGGACAGUGUCGCCCCCUUCAGGCUGUAUGAUGAGCAGCAGGAAGGUGUCUCGGUGCAGGAACUGAGACAAAAUGCUCCUUGGAAAAUAUCUGACAAAGAGUUUGAAGCCUUCAAACUUAAGUCACAAAGUAAAGUGAGGCUGAAUGAAAUCAUCCGGAAGAAUUCACAACAUACUGCUCUUGUUCUUGUGAGCCUUCCAGUGCCCCAGAGUGACUGCCCCAGUGCUCUGUACAUGGCCUGGCUGGACACUUUGACCUGGGGUCUCCACUGCCCCACCGUGUUAAUACGAGGAAACCAACAAAAUGUCCUCACCUUCUAUUGCCAGUAAAUAAUCUCUGCGAAAGUUGGAGGAGUCUCACAAGAAUGGAUAACUUAAGGCACUAACUUUAAACAAAUCCUUGAAAAAUGAUAAAAAGAUGGAAAAACAUGUAGGGAA
Molecule: messenger RNA, 2701 nt
Organism: Nematolebias whitei (Rio pearlfish)
Lineage: Eukaryota; Metazoa; Chordata; Actinopteri; Cyprinodontiformes; Rivulidae
Product: solute carrier family 12 member 3-like
Exons: 23
Coding region: 71-2593 (840 amino acids)
Biological process (GO): chloride transmembrane transport; chloride ion homeostasis; sodium ion transmembrane transport
Cellular component (GO): membrane
Molecular function (GO): sodium:potassium:chloride symporter activity
Source: RefSeq, a predicted model, not a curated record